Aegilops tauschii subsp. strangulata is the source of this 618-nucleotide messenger RNA. Lineage: Eukaryota; Viridiplantae; Streptophyta; Magnoliopsida; Poales; Poaceae. The record is from RefSeq and is a predicted model, not a curated record.
AUGGUGAAGGAGAAGACGGUGGCCUUGGAGCGCGUGAAGAAGGUGACGACGAAGGCCCUUACUGAGAUGUACUCGAUGCCCAACGGGGAGCAGGAGCAGGAUCCAGAGGGGGAGGCGAGUGGAGGCGAGAGCGGCGAGUGGCACUCUGAUGGAGAGGAGGACGAGGAGAGAGACGACCCAAGUGAUGAAGAAGAGACCGGGCAGUCGUCAAAGUGCCCUCAGACGUCUUCUCCAGCGCCGACUGAGAAGGCACCGAAACAAUCGAAAGCUGCGCCAUCAAAGCCGCAGAAAGCCUUGCCCAAGAUCAAUGUGGCCAUUCCCACUGUUUCUGGUGCUGCUACCUCCGAGACUUCCGCUUACAAGAAUGAAGAUAAAGAAAUGGAAGAUGCAGUCACCUCCAAUCCGGCUCCUCCCCAUGUCAUCGAUCUUCCAGAUGACGACGUGGAUGUGCCGCUAAGGCCCCAGGGGAGAAGAAACAGGAAGGCGUCAGCUGGAAAGACACCUCAGUCUGCAUCGGCGACCGAAACAGCAAUCCAGGAAGGUGGCAAUGCCAACCGGACUUCUAAAUCUUGUGAACUUGGAGCUCGUUUUGCUGAGCUGGAGAAGAAGCAGAUUUAG